This is a messenger RNA of Protobothrops mucrosquamatus (brown spotted pit viper), 933 nucleotides long. RefSeq names its product catechol-O-methyltransferase domain containing 1 (gene COMTD1). The coding region runs from base 1 to 795 and encodes 264 amino acids. Lineage: Eukaryota; Metazoa; Chordata; Lepidosauria; Squamata; Viperidae. The record is from RefSeq and is a predicted model, not a curated record. Gene Ontology annotation, molecular function: O-methyltransferase activity; S-adenosylmethionine-dependent methyltransferase activity. The transcript is spliced from 7 exons.
AUGGCUUCCUCCGGGCUCUCCCGCGGAGCCCUCCUGGCGGCCGCGGGGGCGGCGGGGGCGGCGCUGGCGGUGGGCUUCCUGGCCGGCAGAAGAUACCACGGCUCAGACUGGUUCGUCUUCGGCAUCUCCAGCCCUUUCUCCGGCUUCUUGCAAGGGAACGACAACCUACACAAAUACGUUGUGGAUCACUCCGUGCGAGAGCACCCUCUUUUAAAGAAGCUGAGGCUGGCUGCCUCUGGUCCUCCUGGCAAAAAGCUCUGGGUCUCCCGUGAUCAGGCCCAGCUGGUGGCAAACCUGAUCAGACUUGUUGGAGCAAAAAAGGUAAUUGAGAUAGGAGUUUCUGCCGGGUACAAUACUUUGAGCAUGGCUCUAGUCCUUCCGGAGGACGGCAGAAUUGUUGCCUGCGACAUAAACGAAGACUUGGCCAGUAUUGGAAAGCCAGUGUGGAAAGAGGCCGGAGUGCUACGCAAGAUCGAUCUAAGGAUAAAACCAGCCAUUGAAACAUUAGAGGAACUUCUGGCCAAUGGUGAAGCUGGAACCUUUGACCUGGCGUUCAUCCACGCGGACAAAGAGAGUUACAACGAUUACUACGAAAAAUGUCUGCGGCUCAUAAAAAAGGGGAAGUUAUUAGUUCUUGACAACGUUUUGGUAUCAGGAAAAGUUCUUAAACCGGGCAAAAGUGACCGCGCAGCCCAACAUAUUCAUCAAUUAAAUGAGAAGAUCUUCCAUGAUCCUCGUGUGAACAUAAGCAUGAUCCUGAUUGGAAACGGGAUAACUUUAGGAUUUAAGCUGUAGUGAAGGAGGGGAAGGAAGGUAGGAUGUGCUGAGCACCCUCAAUCCUCAGGGAUACUAAUUUAGAGAUGUGAAAUUGUCUAUAUUUUGUCCUUGUUUCUUUAAAUGUGUUUAGGGUUGCAUUGUGCAUUACACAAAUUA